Molecule: messenger RNA, 1275 nt
Organism: Kazachstania africana CBS 2517
Lineage: Eukaryota; Fungi; Ascomycota; Saccharomycetes; Saccharomycetales; Saccharomycetaceae
Gene: RPN6
Product: proteasome regulatory particle lid subunit RPN6
Exons: 1
Coding region: 1-1275 (424 amino acids)
Biological process (GO): ubiquitin-dependent protein catabolic process
Cellular component (GO): proteasome regulatory particle, lid subcomplex
Molecular function (GO): structural molecule activity; protein binding
Source: RefSeq, a predicted model, not a curated record
AUGUCUGCUACAAUUGAGAACGCCAGAGAGUUGGUGGUUGCUGAAAAGUACAACGAGGCUGAACAAGUUUAUUUGCAACUUUUAGAGAGAAGUUUGGUGAAUGCCACCGAGUCCUUGAAGAAUGAACAAGAAUCGUGCAUAUUGGAGCUGGGCCAACUUUACGUUAAAUUACAUGCCAGCGACAAGUUACGCGAGUUUAUACCUCACUCUACAGAAUAUAUGUUGCAGUUUGCCAAGUCGAAGACAGCAAAAGUAUUGAAGACAUUAAUUGAAAAAUUUGAACAAGUACCAAAUUCCAUCGAUGAUCAAAUCUACGUGUGUGAAAAAGCCAUCGAUUUUGCAAAAAAGGAGAAGAGACAAUUUUUGAAACAUUCUCUUACGAUUAAAUUAGCUACUUUGCACUAUCAGAAGAAACAAUACAAAAACGCCUUGACUCUAAUAGACGAAUUACUGAGAGAGUUCAAAAAAUUGGAUGAUAAACCUUCUUUAGUGGAUGUCCAUCUUUUAGAAAGUAAAGUUUAUCAUAAAUUGAGAAAUUUAGCUAAAUCUAAGGCUGCCUUGACUGCGUCAAGAACUGCUGCAAACUCCAUUUAUUGUCCUACCAUUACAGUGGCAGAAUUAGAUUUAAUGAGUGGUAUAUUGCAUUGUGAAGAUAAGGAUUAUAAAACAGCAUUUUCUUAUUUCUAUGAGAGUUUUGAAGGAUUCCAUAAUUUGACUUCAUAUCAUAAUUCAUUUGCUAAAUCAUGUCAAGUCCUUAAAUAUAUGCUUCUAUCCAAAAUCAUGCUAAAUUUAAUUGAUGACGUUAAGAAUAUUUUAAAUGCCAAGUACACAAAGGAAACAUACCAAUCUCGUGAAAUUGACGCUAUGAAAGCCGUCGCGGAAGCUUACAGCAACAGAUCCCUUUUGGAAUUUAAUACAGCAUUAGAUAACUACAAAACGGAAUUAAUGAACGAUGAUUUGAUUAGGUCUCAUUUCAAUGCAUUAUACGAUACUUUGUUGGAGUCAAAUUUAUCAAAGAUCAUCGAACCAUUUGAAUGUGUUGAAAUUUCUCACAUUUCCAAGAUAAUUGGUCUGGAUUCACAACAAGUUGAAGGCAAAUUAUCACAAAUGAUUCUAGAUAAAGUCUUCUAUGGUGUUUUAGAUCAAGGGAAUGGAUGGUUGUACAUUUACGACACGCCUCACCAGGAUGCUACUUACGAUUCCGCAUUGGAACUGGUAUCUGAACUCAAUAAAGUGGUAGAUCAAUUGUUCGAAAAAGCAAGUGUAUUAUACUGA